This is a messenger RNA of Trichoderma atroviride IMI 206040, 1763 nucleotides long. RefSeq lists its product as uncharacterized. NCBI's taxonomy places the organism in Eukaryota, Fungi, Ascomycota, Sordariomycetes, Hypocreales, Hypocreaceae. The record is from RefSeq and is a predicted model, not a curated record.
UAUAUGUUUGCUCAAGCGGCAGAGAUCACUCCUGCUUGCAGUAUUCUCCCAGCUGAUACUGAAGAUGUGGUAUUAGCAAUUAAUAUUAUACGGGAAGCUGGAGCUACAUUUGCUGUCAAGUCUGGUGGCCACAGCACUUAUAGUACUGGUUCAAAUGUUGAAAAUGGUAUCAUUAUUAAUUUAAGUCAACUAAAAAACAUUAGUAUUUCUCAAGAUCAAAAGUCUGUUACUGUUGGAAGCGGCUGCAGAUUUGGCGAUGUUUAUAGAAAGCUGGAAGACUUGAAGCUUGGCUGUGUUGGAGGCAGGGUUUUGAGCGUUGGGGUCGGAGGGCUUCUUUUGGGAGGUGGUAUUUCUUUCUUUUCUUCCGAAAGAGGCCUUGCGUGCGAUAACAUCAUAAGCUACGAGCUCGUUCUCAUCACCGGCAAAGUACUAAAAGUUACUCGGGAAUCAUAUCCUAACUUAUUCUGGGCUAUGAGAGGCGCCGGCUCAUGUUUUGGAAUUGUCACCCGUUUCGAGCUCAGAACUUUCGAAAUGGGAAAGAUUUGGGGAGGCACUCGAACAUACGCUCAUGAGCAUGAGUCGGCAGUCCUUGACGGCUUUGACAAAUUUGUUCAAACUGGAGCCGCAACCGAUCCUCUGGCACAGGCCUACAUCGUUGGAACCGAUGCUGCAAAAGAUGGUAAUUGCAUUUAUAGUGUGAUUAUGUCGCAUGGAAGUCCCGAAGAACCGCCGGUUUUUGAUGACUUUAAGCAGAUUAUACCGCUUGAAACCACGACUCAAACUCGUACCCUGCAAGACCUUUGCGACGAGCUUGAUACCCACAUGAAACCCGGUAUCAGGUAUUAUAUCUUCGCUUUGUCCAUCAAGAAUGAUCGGGACACAUUGAAGGAAAUUAUCAAUCUUUAUACCGAAGGAGCGUUGCUUUUAAAAGACCAACACGACUUCGCACCAGCAUUCGUAUGCCAACCCCUGCUUCCAAGCAUGCUGCCAAAGGAUGACAUCGGUAAUGCAAUGGGAAUUAAGCCUGAAGAUGGGCCAUUGAUUCUAUUCACUCCUGUUUGGAGGUGGACCGAAAAAGAGCACGAUGAUUCAAUCCACAAGGCAGCAAAUAUAUUCAUGGAAAAGGCUGAAAAGGCUGCUCGAGCCCGUGGCACAUUCCACAGAUAUAAAGUUCUCAACUAUUCUACCGGGCAUCAGGAUGUUUAUGGUGGAUAUGGCGAAGAAAACAGGAAGCGCCUUCUGGAGAUAAGAAACAAAUAUGACCCGGACGAUAUUAUGUCAAAGCUUCGUCCCGGUAUCAUACAGCUUCUCCCUAACAAUAACGCUGGUAAACAUGGGAGAAAUAUGUAACUUGUCUUUACAUGACUUUUACGCUACUUCUGUAUCGUCAUGUGAUCCCUUUCAGAAGUACAUAGCUAUACGUAGGUAUCUGCUAUUCUAUGCCCUGCUACUUCUUGUAUCUGUCGAUUGCCAUGGAUACUCUUGCGCUUGAGGACUGCCUUCAUGGCCUUCAACCCUAUCAGAGAUUGUUUGAGUAAUAACGGUGGACACCGGAAUAACAUUUCUGUCAUCCCUCUGCGACCCUUCCCAUCCGAUUGGUUGCGGCGAUGAUGUGACAAUUUCCGGUAGCUUAUACUGAUACUGUUCUCGGUGGCUCCACGUAGGACUAUUUUCUCGUUCUUUUAAAGCGUAGUCUCUUGGUGGAACUGAAAAGCUUCUUGGGCGGAGAAGCGACAUGGAUCGAAGAGAAGAGUAUAAUCUGC